Molecule: messenger RNA, 624 nt
Organism: Ceratosolen solmsi marchali
Lineage: Eukaryota; Metazoa; Arthropoda; Insecta; Hymenoptera; Agaonidae
Source: RefSeq, a predicted model, not a curated record
AUGCAGAAGCAUGAUUUUAAGAAUCUGAAUGACGUAGACAGAGCCAGUUGUAAAUAUACGCGAAUCGUUGGUGGCAGAGAAUCUCAUAUUGAAAAUUUCCCGUACAUAGCGGCAAUCAAAUUCAUAGAUACAAACCUUCUUCACUGUGCUGGUAGCAUAAUCAGCAAUCAACAUAUUCUCACAGCAGCUCAUUGUUUUUAUGGGCAAGAAGAAUUGUAUGAGUUAUUACGACUCAAUGAGACUAUUGAAUUUAAUCGAUUUCAAAAAAAAAUAAAUCUUCCGACAGAAGAUGUUCACGACAUUCUUGACGUUAUAUUAUGGGGGUGGGGUGUAACAGCUAAUCCAAUUGGAUAUUUUUCGGAUAAACUACGACAAGUGACAGUAGAAAUUCUUAACUAUGACGAAUGUGUGAAAGUAUUUACACAUUCUAUAUCAGAAGAUCAAAUAUGCACGCAAACACCUAGAAAAAAUGCAUCAAUUGGGGAUAGUGGUGGACCAGUAACAAGUAAUGAUAAAUUAAUUGGUAUUAUUUCUUUCAAUAUGCCAUCGUACGAUGUUUGUCCUGAAAUACACUGCAACAUUUUUAAACAUUUAGAUUUUAUUACAGCGAUGAUGAACAUUUAG